CACAUCACACCGAUCUCCAACAACUCGACUGUGACACGAAGUUUUUAACGGUUUACCGUACUGAGAAAARAUCAACUAGUGGCGCGCUUAAAACAAUGAAGACAUUAUCAUAAAACUUAAUCCCAAAUGACAAGAAACUACGACUGAAAUCUGCUUUGAGGAGCCUAAAAUCCUAAAACUGUUCAUUUUAACCUUGAAAAGAUAGAUGAAAAUAUUACCGUUAAAAUUUGAACGAGACAGAUACAGCAGGGAUGGCGUCUUUUUUUCAAUGAACCCGAUUUUCAAGCUUGAAGUAACUUGGAAAAGUUUCUAAGAACUUUGUCGCUUGCUCAACACAAGAUAAACUAUAUAUGUUUCCUGAAGACGUACGCCAGACAGCGGUGAUUAUUCAUGCACAAAUACCUGCUGAUAACCGGUGUGUUUGUCAUCGUAUUAGUCCUGUUUUUCACCUUCGCCUAUUUUGCUCUAAAGAGCGCCGGAAAGACGCGGAGUCCAUCCAGUUUUUGGAAUCACGAUAAAGAUACAAAGCCUGAUCUAGACUGGGAUAACUUUGAUUGCUUCCAGUCGUCUUAUUACGGCAAACCAAGAAUUUUUGAAGCUCAAUGUAUUUCUGUUCAACCGCGAACUUACGAAGACUUACAGAAGAGUGAAGAAAAGCUAGCAGACAGCUCAUCAUCUGCCAGUGCUAAUGAGGACAAUUCCAGUGAAGCCUGCAAACUGAAGUUUACUUUACAGUAUAACACUGUCAGUUCAACUUUGGUCGUUCAUCUUCUUGCUGCUAAGCAUCUGGUCCAGCAAGAAAAUGCCGGCGCCGCUGCUUAUUACGUCAUGAUGAAAAUCAUCCCACAGACUCAUCGUACGUUUCRCACACGUGCCAUCAAAAGUGGAGCACCUCUAGAAUUCAACGAAAUAUUCRAAUUUCAAGUUAAUGAACAAGACUUGCUUCAACAAAAUCUUAAAGUGAUAUUGUGUUUCUUCGAUCGCUUCUCCCACCAUGGCGUCAUAGGAGAACUUAGAGUGGAUCUCGCUGACCUUGAAUCUCGAGGGCUCACGUUGUCGAGAGAAAUUUUACUUUGUAAGAAAAUAAACAGAAUACAUAAGAAGUCGCCAGUCACAGGAGCUGAGAUCAUGUUGUCAUUGGGUUACCUUAGACUAACUGAAAGACUUGCUGUUGUUGUAAUUGCUGCCAAAAAUCUACCAACGCUCGACACAGGACGACCACCAGAUCCAUAUGUUGAAGUAAGACUACAACAUGGCGGCCGUCUCCUCAAACAAAAGAAAACACAUCGUAAAAUCAAAGAUUGCAAUCCCGUAUUCAAUGAAAGCUUAACGUUCCAUAUCCCACAUGGUAUUCUACACCAAUCAUCCUUAAUAAUUUGUAUGAAGCAUGAAGAUGACAGUGAUAGGGAUAUUCAGUUAGGCCAAGUCUUCCUCGGCCCUGAAGCGACGGGGCUUCAGUUCGAGCACUGGAACGAAAUGAGGGUGAACAAUAAACCAGUAGCAAGAUGGCACAAGCUGCAAUCCACAUAAUGAAUCAAUGAAUCAAUGAAUCUAUUCGUUUUAAUAAAUUGGAAAAUAUUUUGCUUCUGUUUUAGUUGCGCAUUUCCAAACAAGAGUCAGCAGCACUAUUGCAGAUUUUUAUUUAAUGAUUUCGAGAAUAAGUAAAAAAAGGCUGCACCUGGAUUCUUGGAGCUGAAAAUAACUCCGGAAUUACUUCUAUUUGGAUAGAUUUGCACGCCCUUCAUCGCAGUACAGAGACAUAAGCAGCCUUCUUAUUUUAAUUAUAUAAAAUAUUUUUGAACGACUUUGCAUGAGCGUGUCAUGUGCCUCGUGCCAGAUGGCACAUAAUGCCUCAUUAGAUAGUUAAAUUAAUAAAUAUAUACGGAAAUAUUAUUGGGAAUCAUAAGGUUUCAAUUACUGGAUAUGUAAUUCAAGGUUAAAUAAAAGGGAAAAGGUAAAUAAAGGGUAUAGAAUUGAAAAUA
Actinia tenebrosa (Australian red waratah sea anemone) is the source of this 1982-nucleotide messenger RNA. RefSeq names its product synaptotagmin-2. Gene Ontology annotation, molecular function: clathrin binding; calcium-dependent phospholipid binding; calcium ion binding. The record is from RefSeq and is a predicted model, not a curated record. Gene Ontology annotation, cellular component: plasma membrane; exocytic vesicle. Gene Ontology annotation, biological process: calcium-ion regulated exocytosis. NCBI's taxonomy places the organism in Eukaryota, Metazoa, Cnidaria, Anthozoa, Actiniaria, Actiniidae.